Molecule: messenger RNA, 3900 nt
Organism: Daphnia carinata
Lineage: Eukaryota; Metazoa; Arthropoda; Branchiopoda; Diplostraca; Daphniidae
Gene: pea
Product: ATP-dependent RNA helicase DHX8-like
Exons: 3
Coding region: 94-3798 (1234 amino acids)
Biological process (GO): spliceosomal complex disassembly; mRNA splicing, via spliceosome
Cellular component (GO): catalytic step 2 spliceosome; intracellular anatomical structure
Molecular function (GO): ATP binding; RNA binding; RNA helicase activity
Source: RefSeq, a predicted model, not a curated record
CAUUCGUUUUUCGUCGGCUUUUUACGUGUUCACAGUCGUUUGUUGUGGUGUAGUUUUUGUAAAUGAUUUGAUGGUAAACCGCUAAACAUUACCAUGGAUGAACUAGAGAAACUCGAGCAUCUAUCCCUGGUUUCAAAGGUUUGUACGGAAUUAGAAAACCAUUUGGGGCUCAAUGAUAAGGAUCUAGCCGAAUUCAUUAUCGCCUUGGCCGAAAAACAUAAAACGUUUGAUGAAUUCAAAGCUGUGAUGAUUGAGAAUGGUGCAGAAUUCUCCGAUUCACUUAUUGCAAAUCUCCUUCGGCUCAUCAAGCACAUGAAAUCAGCAAAUUCCAAAACAACUGAUGUGAAUUUAGCUGAAGUAAAAAAAACAGUCUUUAGUGCAGAGGUGGAGAAAAAACGUGGACUUUUUCCAGGUCUCGCCCUGGCAGAUAAUCCUAAAGCAAGAACCAUGCUGGAAGAAGAUAUUAAACCAACCAUAAAAGAUGUUGAAGAAGCAGAUGAUUUAAUGGCUGAACUGGAAGCUAUGGCUCCAAAGGAAGAAAAGGUUUCUUCUGAGACACUCAAGCCAAGCCAUGACAUCGGAAGAAGGUCUCUCAGCAGAGACAGAAAAGAAAGAAGUAAGCGCUCUAGGAGCAAAGAUCGCAGCAGGAAAUCAAGAAGUAGGGAUCGUAGCAGAAGAUCUAAAAGCAGAGAUCACAGCAGAAGAUCCAGAAGCAGAGAUCGAAGCAGGAGAUCUAGAAGCAGGGACCGUAGCAGAAGGUCUAGAAGUAGAAAUCGAAGCCACAGAUCCAGGAGCAAAGAUGGAGGAGACAGGCACAGGCGAAGCGAUCGUUUUGAGGAUAAAAGAGGCAAAGAUGACCGAAGAGAAAAGAAACCUCAAAAAGAUUUCCCGGAGAACGCAGAAGUGGGAAAAGUCUACACAGGAAAAGUCAUGAAUCUUGCAGCGUUUGGAUGCUUUGUGCAGCUGGAAGGAAUCAGGAAAAAAUGUGAAGGUCUUGUGCAUAUCUCCCAGUUACGGCGAGAGGGUCGUGUAAAUAGUGUGGCGGAAGUUGUCAAUCGAGGAGAUAAAGUUUAUGUCAAAGUUAUGAGCAUUGCUGGCCAAAAAAUUUCUCUUUCAAUGAAAGAUGUGGACCAAGAUUCGGGUGAAGAUUUGAACCCAGCCCCUUCGACAUCAAGCCGUCCUGGGCUGACAAGCCACGAAAGUGAAACAGCUCUGAGAAAUCCAGAUCGGCCUUUAUCUUUAUUGGAUUUGAAAACUAACGUGGAGGAGGAUGAGUUGACGAAUCGUAAGCGUGUGCAGCGGAUCUCGUCGCCCGAGCGAUGGGAACUGAAACAAAUGAUGGCGGCCAAUUGUAUUGACAAGAUGGAUUUGCCCGAAUUCGACGAGGAGACGGGUCUACUACCCAAACUGGCCGAGGAUGAGGAGGAUAUCGAAAUCGAGUUAGUGGAAGAAGAAGCACCCUUCCUACGUGGUCACGGUCGAGUGCUUAACGAGCUUAGUCCAGUUCGGAUUGUCAAGAAUCCGGACGGCUCUUUGGCACAAGCCGCUAUGAUGCAAGGCGCCCUCAGCAAAGAGCGUCGCGAACAGAAGAUGCUACUUAGGGAAGAGCAAGAGGCAGCAGACGCACCAGCUCAGGGCGCCAAUAAGAGCUGGAUCGAUCCCAUGCCCGAUGCCGGAUCUCAGCCUUCGACAUCGUUGGGUCGCGGAACGGGUGCCCCCACGUAUGAUAUGCCCGAGUGGAAGAAACAUAUCACAGGUGGUCCGAAAGGAGCAUCGUUCGGCAAGAAAACAAGCCUUUCAAUUGUGGAGCAACGCCAGUCGCUACCUAUCUACAAACUGAGAGACGAGCUAAUCAAAGCCGUCAGUGACAACCAAAUUCUGAUUGUUAUCGGAGAGACGGGGUCUGGCAAAACUACCCAAAUCACUCAGUAUCUAUCCGAAUCUGGUUUCACUGCCCGUGGAAAGAUCGGCUGUACGCAACCACGUCGUGUGGCCGCCAUGUCUGUCGCCAAAAGAGUAGCUGAAGAGUUUGGUUGCCGCCUGGGGCAGGAAGUCGGAUACACUAUCCGUUUCGAAGAUUGCACCAGCCCCGAGACAUUAAUUAAGUACAUGACGGACGGUAUGUUGCUGCGUGAAUGCUUGAUCGAUCCCGAUCUUCAGACCUAUUCGUGCAUUAUGUUGGAUGAAGCCCACGAGCGCACCAUUCACACCGACGUCCUCUUUGGUCUACUGAAACAAGCCGUACAAAAGAGAGCCGAACUGAAACUAAUUGUCACUUCAGCCACAUUGGAUGCCGUCAAAUUUUCUCAGUACUUUUUCGAGGCGCCCAUCUUCACUAUUCCCGGUCGAACCUUUCCGGUCGAGAUCCUGUAUACUCGAGAACCCGAGACUGAUUACUUGGACGCAUCACUCAUUACUGUCAUGCAGAUUCACCUUAAUGAGCCACCAGGCGAUAUUCUGCUUUUCUUGACGGGUCAAGAAGAGAUCGACACUGCUUGCGAGAUUCUCUACGAGCGCAUGAAGUCCAUGGGUCCUGACGUACCGGAGCUCAUUAUUCUUCCAGUCUAUUCAGCCCUCCCGUCCGAAAUGCAAACUCGAAUUUUCGAGCCCGCUCCACCCGGUUCAAGAAAAGUCGUCAUCGCCACCAACAUUGCCGAGACCAGCCUUACUAUCGACGGCAUCUACUACGUCGUCGAUCCAGGUUUCGUCAAGCAAAAGGUCUACAAUUCCAAGACGGGCAUGGACUCUUUGGUAGUGACACCCAUCUCACAAGCGCAAGCCAAACAGCGAGCUGGACGAGCCGGACGUACUGGGCCUGGAAAGACCUACCGCUUGUAUACAGAGAGAGCUUACCGUGAUGAAAUGCUCGCCACCCCUGUUCCUGAAAUUCAGCGUACUAAUCUUGCCUCCACCGUCUUGCAACUCAAAGCCAUGGGCAUCAACGACCUGCUCAAUUUCGAUUUCAUGGACGCUCCCCCGGUAGAAUCGCUAAUCAUGGCUCUUGAACAGCUCCAUUCUCUCUCUGCCUUGGAUGACGAAGGAUUACUCACCCGUCUGGGUCGACGUAUGGCUGAGUUUCCUCUCGAACCUUCACUUUCCAAGAUGCUCAUCAUGUCUGUUCACCUGAUGUGUUCUGAUGAAAUUUUGACAGUGGUGUCAAUGUUGUCAGUUCAGAAUGUUUUCUACCGACCCAAAGAUAAGCAGCAAUUAGCAGACCAGAAAAAAGCCAAGUUCAAUCAAGCUGAAGGAGAUCACAUCACCUUACUGGCUGUGUACAAUUCUUGGAAAAAUAAUAAGUUCAGCAGUGCUUGGUGUUACGAGAAUUUCGUGCAGAUGCGUACCCUUAAACGAGCGCAGGAUGUACGUAAACAGCUUUUGGGUAUCAUGGAUCGGCACAAAUUGGAUGUAGUAUCUGCAGGCAAAAAUACGGCUAGAGUUCAAAAAGCCAUAUGUUCCGGCUUCUUCCGUAACGCAGCAAAGAAAGACCCACAGGAAGGCUAUCGGACGCUGGUGGACGGCCAAGUAGUCUACAUUCACCCGAGCAGCGCAAUCUUUAACCGACAACCCGAGUGGGUCGUCUACCACGAGUUGGUUCAGACUACGAAAGAGUACAUGCGCGAAGUGACCGUCAUCGAUGCCAAAUGGUUGGUGGAAUUUGCGCCGGCCUUUUUCAAAUUCUCCGACCCGACCAAGCUCAGCAAAGUCAAGAGGAAUCAACGUCUCGAGCCGCUCUACAACAAAUACGAAGAGCCCAAUUCUUGGCGUAUUUCCAGGCAGCGGCGUCUUCGACGAAACUAACAUUUUUAACAAUUUACAAAUGUCGACUGUCAUUCGGGGGGAAUUAUUCCUCGUUUUGUAUGCAUUACGAUUCGUUCCAUACACAACUGAUUUAAUGAUAAA